Molecule: messenger RNA, 589 nt
Organism: Onychostruthus taczanowskii (white-rumped snowfinch)
Lineage: Eukaryota; Metazoa; Chordata; Aves; Passeriformes; Passeridae
Gene: RUSF1
Product: RUS family member 1
Exons: 3
Source: RefSeq, a predicted model, not a curated record
UGGUUUAUACUGGUUUACACUGGUUUGUUCUAGUUGUACUGGUUUAUACUGGUUUGAACUGGUCCAUACUGGUUUGAACUGGUCCAUACUGGUCCAUACUGGUUCAUACUGGUCCGUACUGGUUGCAGUGCGUGGUGGGCGUGGCCGGCGGCGCCACCAGGGCGGCCCUGGCCGUGCACCAGGCCCGGAGGGACAACAUGGCCGACGUGGCCGCCAAGGACAGCAGCCAGGAGACGCUGGUGAACGGGGCGGGGCUGCUGCUGUCGCUGUUGCUCCUCCCACUGCUGGACGGGCGGCCAUGGCUCACCUGGGCCGUGCUGCUGCUGCUCCUGGCCGCUCACCUGGGCUCCAACCUGGCCGCCCUGGGCUCGCUCACCCUCACCUCCCUGAACAGGCCCCGCCUCCGCCUCGCCAUUGGCUGGGCGCUGCGAGGGGGCGGGGCUAAAGGGGAAAGGGGCGUGGCUUGCCCAGGAGUGGGCGGGGUCGAGCUGGAGUUGCCCAGCCCCCAACAGGUGAACCCCAGGGAGCCGCUGCUGCCUGGUGAGGGCACCUGGGGGGCGGGGUCACCUGGGGGCGGGGUCACCUGGAG